UUUUACUCAAAAAAAUGGCAGAAGCACAAGUAAAAAAAGUGCAAGAAUUUAAAUUAGAUCCCGAUACAGAAUUGCGUUUUGAAGUUGAAUCCAAAAAUGAACAUGUUACACUAACACUAAAAUCUGGUUUUGCAGAGUUGUUUGGAACAGAGUUAGUUAUAGGAAAGAAGUAUGAGUUUAAAACAGGUGCUAAAGUAGCAGUAUUUUCUUGGCAGGGUGCUACUUUAGAACUUGAAGGCAAAACUGAUGUUAGUUACAUUGCCAGAGACACCCCAAUGGUACAGUAUUUAAAUUGUCAUAAUGCUUUGGAGCAACAAAGAGAUGCUGCAGAGAAAAAAAAUAUCAGAGGUCCUAUUUGUAUGAUUGUAGGCCCCAUGGAUGUCGGCAAAUCAACAUUAUGCAGGCUUUUACUGAACUGGGCUGUAAGAUGUGGCCGUAGGCCUAUAAUGGUAGAUUUAGAUGUUGGACAAGGUAAUAUAGCAAUUCCAGGGACAAUUGGAGCUUUACUUAUUGAAAGACCUGCACCGGUUGAAGAAGGUUUUUGUCAGGAAGCACCGUUGGUUUAUCAUUUUGGUCACAAAUCUCCAAGUGGGAAUUAUCAAUUGUAUAACAUGGCUGUAACACGUCUUUCAGAAGUUAUUUUGGAACGAAUAGAAGCAAAUAAAAAAUCUAAGUCGUCUGGUAUUGUUAUAAAUACUUGUGGAUGGGUUAAAGGCGAAGGUUACAAACAGCUUACACAUGCAGCACAAGCUUUUGAAGUUGAUGCUAUUUUAGUUUUAGACCAGGAACGUUUAUUUAAUGAACUGGUCAGGGAUAUGCCGGAUUUUGUUAAAGUCGUAUUGUUACCUAAAAGUGGAGGUGUUGUUGAAAGGAGUAAAACAACUCGAGCAGAAACCAGGGAGCAGAGGAUAAGAGAAUAUUUUUAUGGGGAGCGAAUACCUUAUUAUCCACAUUCUUUUGAUGUUAAAUUCAGUGAAGCUAAAAUAUAUAAGAUUGGCGCUUUAGAUUUGCAUUCCUGUGUCCCCAUAGGCAUAAAAAUAGACGACAGUUCUACAAAACUGAUGCCAAUUCCACCAGGUCCAGCACUAUUGCAUCAUUUACUAGCUGUAACUUUUGCUGAAAAUCCAGAUGAAGAAGUAUUACAAAGUAACAUUGCCGGUUAUGUUUGUGUGACACAUGUAGACAUGGAAAGACAAGUUUUUACAGUUCUCUCACCUCAACCAAGACCGUUGCCACAAACAGUUUUACUAUUGUCCGAUUUGCAGUUUAUGGACAGUCACUGACACUAUCAGAAUUAACAUUAAUAACAUAUUAUGAGAUAAGUAUUUUUUUAAAUAUAUUUUGACACCAAAAAUUAGUGUUUUUUAUGAAGUAAAAAAUUAGCUACAUCUGGUUUGGUGUUUAGAAAGAACAUAGUGCUUAUCAAAUAUAACAUUUUAUAAAUAUUUUAACAUGCCUACAAAGAAAAAAGUGCAUCUAGCAACUACAGAGAGAAAUAUUCCCAUAUUACUAUUAAUUACAAGCAAUCUUUGAUGUAAGAAUUAAUAAUACAUUCUUCUGUUGAACAAGGAUUGCCUGAUUUUAAUUGUACAAUCGUUCAGCAAUCAAAACUUUGUGCU
Molecule: messenger RNA, 1619 nt
Organism: Ctenocephalides felis (cat flea)
Lineage: Eukaryota; Metazoa; Arthropoda; Insecta; Siphonaptera; Pulicidae
Product: protein CLP1 homolog
Biological process (GO): tRNA splicing, via endonucleolytic cleavage and ligation
Cellular component (GO): nucleus; mRNA cleavage factor complex
Molecular function (GO): polynucleotide 5'-hydroxyl-kinase activity
Source: RefSeq, a predicted model, not a curated record